AUGAAUAAUUUUGCGGGUUCGGUUGCUUCUUCUUCAUCCGAUGAUGAUAGCUCUGAUGAAGAUGACUUGGUGUUGCACACGUUGUUGUUUGCGGCACACAAUAGGGUGCAACAAAGAGGAGAAAGUACAAAUAUUGAGAAGAGGCGUAGAAUUUCGAUAGUUCGGGAUCGUAUAGCGGCACACAAGCUUUUGGUACGUGAUUACUUUGCCCCUGAUAGUUUAAAUUUGGAAAACAAUUAUGAGCUUUUCCAAUUGAGAUGGGAUGCAAGAGGUAAACGUGGGUUUAGUACCCUACAAAAAUGCACAGCCCUUAGACAAUUGGCAUAUGGCAUAGCAGCAGAUGCUUCAGAUGAGUAUCUGAAAAUGUCUGAGAGGACUGGAUGA
This is a messenger RNA of Lactuca sativa (garden lettuce), 384 nucleotides long. The record is from RefSeq and is a predicted model, not a curated record. Lineage: Eukaryota; Viridiplantae; Streptophyta; Magnoliopsida; Asterales; Asteraceae.